GCCAUCACCGUGGCAAGGCCGGCAGGACGCGCAAUGCUGCCUGUCCUGCUGAUCCUCUCAGGCCUGGGCCGGCUGACCUCCGCCGGCCAUCAUCCUGAAACAUCACUUCUACAAAUUACAGUGCCACGGAAGAUAGAGACAAACACCGAUGGUGAAGUUUCAGAAACUCAUGUCAUGUAUGCCAUCAAAAUUGACAGGAAAACAUAUACUCUCCAUCUUGAAAUACAGUCAUUUUUAGACCCUCAUUUCCUGGUGUAUGCAUACAACAAAUCAGGAGUAUUGUAUCCAGAUUCUUCAUUUACAAAGGGCCAUUGCUUUUAUCAAGGAUACACCGCAGAGAUUCCAAAAUCAGUUGUGACACUUAGCACUUGUUCUGGACUCAGGGGAUUAUUGCAGUUGGAGAAUGUCAGUUAUGGCAUUGAACCAUUGGAAUCUGCAGUUGCAUAUGAGCAUAUGCUUUAUCAAAUAAAUAAUGAUAAAGUUGAUUUUUCUCCCUUACAAGAAAAUUAUUCUAUCACCCAAUUGGUAGAUCCAUCCUACAGGAUUCUUGUGAAAUCAGAAAAAGAUUCGGAUGCAUUAUUGAACAGAUUUCUGAAAAUACAAAUCAUUAUGGAUAAAGCCUUGUUUGAUUAUAUGGGCUCUGAAGUGCCAGGUACAGUUGAGAAAGUUGUCCAUAUCUUUGGUCUUAUCAAUGCUAUGUUUUCCCAGCUUAAAGUCACUGUUAAGCUAACUUCUUUGGAGUUCUGGUCAGAUCAAAAUAAGAUUUCAACUAAUGGGGAUGCUGAUGAAGUACUACAAAGAUUUGUGUCAUGGAAAGAAAAAAGUUUAUUUCAAAGGUCUCAUGAUAUGGCAUACUUAUUAAUUUAUAGAGACCAUCCUAAUUAUGUAGGAGCAACAUAUCAUGGAAUGGCAUGCAAUCCAAAGUUUGCUGCAGGAAUUGCUCUGUAUCCAAAGAUGAUAACUUUAGAGGCAUUUUCAGUUGUUAUGACACAGUUGCUUGGAGUUAAUCUGGGAUUAACAUAUAAUAAUGACAUCCUCACUUGUUACUGUCCAGGAACUACAUGCAUAAUGAACCCUGAGGCAAUACGUUCCCAUGGUGUGAAGUUUUUUAGCAGUUGCAGCAUGAAUGAAUUUAACCGUAUGGUUUCACAGCCUGAAUUUGAAUGUCUUCAGAAUCAAAUAGUUUCAGAAGUGUCUUACCAAGAUAAAAAUACACUCUGUGGCAAUGGUAUUUUGGAACCGCCUGAGGAAUGUGAUUGUGGUCGUUCACAGCCAUGCAAAUUUGAAAAAUGCUGUGAUACUGAACACUGUACUCUGAUUGAACCUGCAGAGUGUGGCACUGGACCAUGCUGUGAUAAAAAUACUUGUCUGCUCUCUGUAAAGGGAACUAUAUGUCGACAAAGCCAAGAUCUGUGUGAUUUUCCAGAAUUUUGCAAUGGAACAUCUGAGUUUUGUGUACCUGAUGUGAUAUCUGCUGAUUUACAACCAUGCAAUAAUAACACUGCCUAUUGCUUUCAAGGAAUAUGCCAAGAUACAGAUAGACAGUGUGCAGAGUUAUUUGGAAAAUUUGCAAAGGGUUCUACUUCUCUAUGUACACAAGAAGUGAAUCUUCAGGAAGAUGAUUUUGGAAACUGUGGACGAAAGUAUUGUAAUUUUAAGGAUAUCCUUUGUGGAAAGAUAGUUUGCCACUGGACACGUUUAGAAGUAAUACCAUUUAAAAAAUUUGAUGUUCAGUAUACUUACAUGGAAGGCCAUGUGUGUAUCUCCGCAUAUUUAAGAAUACCAACAGCACAUGUAACAGAUGAUAUUACGUAUACAGCGAAUGGCAUUAUGUGUGGUCCAAAUAUGUUUUGUGACCGGGGACGGUGCACUCCUAAGGAUUCAUACUCAAAGAGAGUAAAUUGUGACUCAGUUACAAAUUGCAGUGGAAAUGGGGUUUGCAAUAAUUUGCUUCAUUGUCACUGUGAUGUUGGAUAUACUCCUCCAUAUUGUAAACCAUCACCAUUAUCACCAGGAGGAAGUAUUGAUAAUGGGUUUUGGAGUAAAGGAAGUUAGUAUCCAGAUGAGUGUGUUUCAAAGAGCUUUCUCCCCUUUCAGAAAUG
This is a messenger RNA of Lynx canadensis (Canada lynx), 2102 nucleotides long. RefSeq names its product ADAM metallopeptidase domain 18 (gene ADAM18). The transcript is spliced from 18 exons. Gene Ontology annotation, molecular function: metalloendopeptidase activity. The record is from RefSeq and is a predicted model, not a curated record. Bases 34 to 2055 code for a protein of 673 amino acids. NCBI's taxonomy places the organism in Eukaryota, Metazoa, Chordata, Mammalia, Carnivora, Felidae. Gene Ontology annotation, cellular component: plasma membrane. Gene Ontology annotation, biological process: binding of sperm to zona pellucida; proteolysis; cell adhesion.